UCAUCUGCUCUCAUUUCCCUGCUUUAACAUUUUUAACCAUUUGUAACGGUGUUGCCGGUAAAAUCUCCGAAAGGCACGUUUACGUAUUCCUGAGUGUUUAUUUUUGGUACUCGGAAAAAAGUCCAAUGAUAUAUUAGUUUAUAUAGUUAUAUUAACGAAACUUCAUCAUAUAAUAUUGCAAGGCUUUGAAGUGACUGUUUAUAACCGGCAUUAUGAGCCAAGUAAGUUCUCCCGUACGAUCGGAUAGGUAUGGAGAUACUAUGACAUCUCCUGCUCCAGACAUAGAUGAGCCAUUUGAAGAUGAAAGUGAAUUACUUGGUGAUAAUAAUGUUCAAAAUGAAGAGGAAGAAGAAGAAGAUGGAGAAGAGUUAUUUGGAGACAAUAUGGAAGCAGACUACCGUCCUAUGUCGGCAUUGGAUCGAUAUGAUCCCAAUCUGGUUGAUGAUGAAGAUUACUCGGAGUUAUCCCAAGGAGAUAGGCUAGCUGCUGAAGCAGAGAUGCAUAAGCGAGAUCGUGCUGCAGGAAUUAUUAGAGAUGAUAGAGAGCUUUUAUAUGAUGAAAGUGAUGACGAUGAAGUGCCUACACGUAAGCGACGUUUGGCUGAAAAAGCUGCAGAAGGUGAAUUAGAUGAUAUGGAGUUAAUUGAAUCGAUAGAAAAUUUGGAAGAUACUAAAGGUCAUUCGGUUAAAGAGUGGGUUAUGAUGUUAGGACCUCGUACAGAGAUCGCUAAUCGUUUUAAGAGCUUUCUAAGGCAGCAUAUGAAUUCCACUGGGCAGUAUAUAUAUAAAGAACGUAUUAGGCACAUGUGUGAAAGCAAUCAGUCUAGCUUUGUUGUUGAAUUUCCAAUUCUCGCAAGCAAAGAACAUGUACUAGCAUAUUUCUUACCUGAAGCUCCAUUUCAAAUGUUGGAAAUAUUUGAUGAAGUUGCAAAAGAAGUGGUUUUAACGAUUUUCCCAAGCUAUGAAAGAGUGACAUCUGAAAUUCACGUUAGGAUAUCAGAAUUACCUCUUAUAGAGGAGCUGCGCACAUUUAGAAAGUUGCAUCUGAAUCAGUUAGUAAGGACUCUUGGGGUGGUAACUGCAACUACUGGUGUUUUACCUCAAUUAUCUAUUGUUAAAUACGACUGCACAAAAUGCGGUAAUGUUCUUGGUCCAUUUGUUCAAUCUCAAAGCACGGAGGUUAAACCUGGCUCCUGUCCGGAGUGUCAAAGUAAUGGUCCAUUUAUGAUAAAUAUGGAACAAACUAUAUAUCGGAACUAUCAAAAGAUAAGCAUUCAAGAGUCUCCUGGUCGUGUUCCAGCUGGUCGAAUACCACGCACCAAAGACUGCAUUUUACUGUCUGAUUUGUGCGAUCGCUGCAAACCAGGCGAUGAGAUUGAUGUAACAGCCAUUUACACAAAUAGCUAUGAUGGAUCACUGAAUACUGAACAGGGUUUUCCAGUAUUUUCAACAGUGUUACUAGCAAAUCAUCUAUUUGUCAAAGAUUCUAAAGAAAUUGUUGAGUCUUUGACCGAGGAAGAUAUUAAUAGCAUAAUUUCCUUAAGUAAAGAUCAUCGCAUUGCUGAUCGGAUAGCAGCUAGUAUAGCUCCUUCGAUAUAUGGUCACGAAUACAUCAAGAUGGCACUUGCCUUAGUAAUAUUUGGUGGAGAACCUAAAAAUCCUGGUGAUAAACAUAAGGUGAGGGGUGAUAUAAAUGUUUUGCUAUGUGGAGAUCCGGGGACGGCGAAAUCUCAGUUUCUCAAAUAUACCGAGAAAAUAGCUCCGAGAGCAAUCUUUACGACAGGUCAGGGUGCUUCAGCAGUAGGUCUAACUGCUUACGUCAAACGGUCUCCGACAUCAAGAGAAUGGACGUUGGAAGCAGGUGCAUUGGUAUUAGCAGAUCAAGGAAUUUGCUUAAUCGAUGAGUUUGAUAAGAUGAACGAUCAAGAUCGGACGUCCAUUCAUGAGGCUAUGGAGCAGCAAAGCAUCUCUAUUUCUAAAGCCGGUAUCGUUACGACCUUACAUGCAAGAUGUUCUGUUAUUGCAGCAUCAAAUCCCAUUGGAGGACGAUAUGAUGCUAGCAUGACAUUUUCAGAAAACGUGGCUUUGUCAGAACCAAUCAUUUCACGUUUUGACAUUUUGUGUAUUGUUAAAGAUGAGGUUGAUCCCAUGCAGGAUCGGCAUUUAGCCAAAUUUGUUGUCAGUUCACACAUCAGGCACCAUCCUUCGAACGCCAAUCGAACUGUUCCCAUUGAAUUAAAUUCUAACAUACAAGACAUAUCAAUUCCACAAGAUCUCUUGAAGAAGUAUAUCGUAUAUGCAAGACAAAAUAUACAUCCUAAAUUGGCCAAUAUUGAUCAAGAUAAAAUUGCAAAAAUGUAUAGUCAACUUAGACAAGAGAGUCUGGCUACUGGGAGUUUACCCAUAACAGUACGUCAUAUUGAAAGUGUAAUUCGAAUGGCAGAAGCCAGUGCUAAACUGCAUUUGCGAGAUCAUGUGCGAGAGGAAGAUGUAAAUCUUGCAAUAAGAAUGAUGCUUGAUAGUUUUGUUGAAACUCAGAAAUAUUCUGUUAUGAAGAGUAUGCGGCAGACGUUUCAAAGAUAUCUGUCAUUUAAAAAGGACCACAGUGAAUUAUUGUACUAUAUACUUCGGCAGAUUACUCUGGAUACAUUGGCUUUUCAGAAAGCUUUGCAUGGUGGACGUGUUAGUACGAUUGAAAUUCCAGAAAAAGAUAUGCUGGAUCGGGCUAAACAAAUCGAUAUUCAUAAUUUGAGUUCAUUUUACGAAAGUGACAUAUUUAAGAUGAAUAAUUUUGUAUACAAUCCAAAAAGAAAAAUGAUAGUACAGACUCUCCCAGAAACUGCUGAUGAAUGAAAAAACUGAAACUGACGUUCAU
Molecule: messenger RNA, 2874 nt
Organism: Orussus abietinus
Lineage: Eukaryota; Metazoa; Arthropoda; Insecta; Hymenoptera; Orussidae
Gene: Mcm2
Product: DNA replication licensing factor Mcm2
Exons: 15
Coding region: 213-2852 (879 amino acids)
Biological process (GO): double-strand break repair via break-induced replication; mitotic DNA replication initiation; DNA replication
Cellular component (GO): nucleus; MCM complex
Molecular function (GO): single-stranded DNA binding; ATP binding; 3'-5' DNA helicase activity
Source: RefSeq, a predicted model, not a curated record